AUGGACUCCGUUCUGAGCCGAUUUAACCAAUCGAGAAAAGAUUCUGAUCAAGUUGCAAUCAAGCGUCAAGAGCUGGCAAUUGAGUCAGGAGAAAACCCUUUCUAUCUCAAAUACGAAGACCGAAAGUACGAUGGCCAGUAUUUUCCCAUGUACCAACACCGGUUGAAAGUCCUUCGGGAACGAGUUACCCAAUCGUGUGAGAAUAAAUGGGACUCGCACUUCAAGCUUAACGGCAGAACAGUUGUGAAGAAAAACAAAGUCCUGGAUAUUCAAGCCAAUGAGCCGUGCUGGUGUGUGGGUACCAUCUACUGCGAAAUGAAGUACAAGCCCAAUGUCCUGGAGGAGGUCGUAAACGACGUGUAUGGUGCUCCGGAUUUAACGAAAAGCUACACCGACGCAGAAGGCUCCGACGAGGUUAUGCUCGAGGACGAAAGCGGUCGCCUAUUGCUGGUUGGAGAUAUCGUAAGAUUAAAGCCUUUCGUAAGUGGAACAGUACUGGGUAUUCUAGGUAUGGAAGCGGACGCUGGGGCUUUUCAGGUAUUGGACGUUUGCUACCCCAUGGCUCUCCCUCAAGAUCCAUCUCCCAAACAUUCAGGUGCCGGAAAAAUUGCCCUUGUAUCUGGAUUGAAUAUCGACGCUAAAAAUCCGACGCUCUCUCUCCGGCUGCAACUCUUGCAGGACUAUCUUACUGGCGAUCUGGUCGACCCUGAAUCAGUAUCCGAAAUAACAAGGCUUAUUAUAUGUGGGAAUUCUCUAAACGCUUCUGAGCUGCCUGUUUUGGCUGGUUGUUUGAAAGAGUUUGGUACAUUUGUAGGAAAUGUGCUGCAGUCACUUCCAAUCGAUUUAAUGCCCGGUGCUCACGAUCCUAGUGACCAGAGUCUUCCCCAGCAACCCUUGCACAAAGCUUUAUUCGAAGGCACAAUAAGACCGUACUUUCACACCGUUCAGAAGGAACUAUUUUCCCCUACCACGAAUCCCGUAUGGCUCAAAUUCAAUGGUGUUGAGCUGUUAGGAACAAGCGGUCAGAACAUUGACGAUAUCUGCAAGUACGUUAUACCCUAUUCCACCAGCUCUGAGGCCAACUCUGACGAGCAACAAGACAUGAACACGAGGCUAAACAUGAUCGAAGACUGUCUCAAAUGGCAAAACAUAGCACCCACGGCUCCCGAUACGCUGUGGUGCUACCCUUACAAGUCCAAUGACCCGUUUAUCUUGACUAAGCUGCCCCACGUUUACUUUGUGGGAAAUCAACCCGCUUUUGCCUCCAGAACGGUGGAACUGGAGGGUGGGAACGAAGUCAAGAUCAUCGCGGUGCCCGAGUUCAGUGAAACGGGAGAAAUCAUUAUUCUUGAUCUGGAAACUUUGGAUACAGAGGUAGUUACGAUUAAGGUUUAG
Messenger RNA from Lachancea meyersii CBS 8951, 1395 nucleotides. The record is from the annotation of a GenBank genome assembly. Lineage: Eukaryota; Fungi; Ascomycota; Saccharomycetes; Saccharomycetales; Saccharomycetaceae.